Molecule: messenger RNA, 1032 nt
Organism: Dicrocoelium dendriticum
Lineage: Eukaryota; Metazoa; Platyhelminthes; Trematoda; Plagiorchiida; Dicrocoeliidae
Source: the annotation of a GenBank genome assembly
AAACGGCUCCACCUUACCGUUUGUCAACACGCUACCCUGUUUCCAACAUUAUACCCUCCGCUGUGUUUUACGUUCCCUCUUGACUUCUCGUCGAUAUGUCCGAGGUGGAAGAAACUUUCAAACGCCUGCUUUCCCAUAAAGGCGUCAUAGGAGCAAUUAUCGGCAGCUCUGAUGGCAUCGCGAUUCGCUCUUCUCUGGACAACAGCACCACUGUGCAAUAUUGUGGGCUCAUCCAGCAGCUAACGGCAAAGGCUCGCUCCGCAGUGAGGGAUUUAGAUCCUUCAAAUGACCUAACCUUCUUGCGUAUUCGGAGUAAGAAGAACGAAAUCAUGGUCGCUCCGGAUAAAGACUACAGUCUGAUAGUCAUCCAGGAACCGAGGACAGAGUAGCUUUCAAUGGGCACUCAACUGGAAUUGGUACUUAUCACCACAAGUUUGCCUUCCCAUGGUGUUCGUCUGGUCAACAUCUCUACUGUGCCCAUCUUUACCUUAAGAAAUCCAUCGGGUUACGGGUUUUCCGAAAAAUCUGUGAUUACAAUGUUCUUUAUCACUGUCCCCGCUGUAUGUCUAGCACAAACAUUACCUCUCGAACCGUUUGUUGCAUGUGAUCCAACAAGUUGUUGAAAGUUAUUCUAGUUUUGAUCAUUUUUUCUGUCUAUCGACGUCUUGGUUCGUUCAACCCAUGUCACAGAAGUCUUCGGCCCUUGGCUGAGUCCAUCGGUUGCUGUUACCAGCCUUAAUUUGAAAAGGAAAUGGAAGAUGUGCACUUGCAACCUCGUGCGAUUAGCAUCGGUUUCCCUUUUUAUUCUCACAUUUGACACUGUUACACAGGGAAUAACGUAACUUUCAGACACAAACAAGCUUUGCAAGUCAGGCUGCUUGAUAUCCUGUUGAUUCGGAGAUUCGACCACUGGUCCGCCUGUGCCGUAAGCCUUUCAGAAUUAUGUUUUUGAGCUAUAUGUUCUCUCUUUCCCGGAAGACAUAUUUACCCACCUACGCUGAUACCCACAGUAGACCAUCGUCUUGUAAUUCA